Molecule: messenger RNA, 1392 nt
Organism: Saccostrea cuccullata (small rock oyster)
Lineage: Eukaryota; Metazoa; Mollusca; Bivalvia; Ostreida; Ostreidae
Exons: 3
Coding region: 65-550 (161 amino acids)
Source: RefSeq, a predicted model, not a curated record
UCACAGUAAGCCGUGCUUAAAAAUAUCAAUGCUUUGGGAGAUAGUAGACGAACACACGUAAACAAUGUUUCGGUGGAUGGUGUGUGGUGUUAGAAGGCUUUAUCAACCUUUCUGUGUAUUAUCCGGGAAGACACAUUCAAACCUGAGAGGUGUUAACUGGGUCAUUUGUCAGGGCAUUAAACUCCAAAGAGUCAACGUGGAUUAUACAGAUGAGACAGAUUUUAUGGAGAUCGAUUUUUCCGACAGAGACUUUGACGAGAAGUCAAAUGAAGCCGACAUCGAUACGAUCUCCCUCAUCAGUAGAAACAACCCGGAGUUUGUCUGCCUGAGGCGGAUCACAGAGCGCCAUUACUGGGGGAGCGUGCACUCUCUCAUGCGACAGCUAGGAUACACAGGUUACCUGGAAGACCUGCGGCGGGGUCGAUGUAAGGGGGUCUUCAUUAGGGAUGACGUGGCGGAAUUAGUGAAGCCAUACUAUGGCACUGUGUACAGGAAUAGGAGGCAUUUUCCGUUUAAGGACUUACAAGGGACUAAACCCGAUACGACCUGACUAUGUUAAUUCCUAUGGAAUAUGAUAUUGAUUUGUAACCAUGGUAUUAAUUUUCAGUGUAUUAGAGAUAUGUAAAUAUCUAUCUACCUCAAGGACAUAAUAUAUAUUUAUGUGUUCCUAGAGAGGUCAGCAUAAUAAUAUGUAGAAUGUUAUUGACCCAAGAAGGUCUUUGAUUCCUGUAUAAUGUCAAAACAGCUGUGGAAAAGUCCUACAUUGUACUUGAGAGUUUUAAUUCAACAUGAAAAUUGAUUCUGAAAAAAAAAAUGAACGAUCAACUUUUGUUUCAAAAUUGUAUUAAAAAAUUUCCAUAAUGAAUUCGAAUAAUGUUUAGACUUAACGAAAAGUUGUAUUUAACUUAUGUUACGACACUGCAUAGAGUAUCGAUUCAAACAAGGUUUUUAUGCGUGGAACAAAAAAAAUUGUUUUACUGUAUUCAACGCCAGUAGCAUUGUUAAAAUCAUAUGAAUAUCUUUACAAACAUGUCACUGUCUGUAUAAAAUGUACAUGUAGUUAAUUUAUGCCAAUCUUUUAAUAUAUAAUUUUGCAAGAUUUAAUCCCAAGUUACAAGAUACUUAACACUGAAUAAGCAGGAUCUUAACAAAUAAUUCAUAAAGAUGACAUGUAUUUUUUGCAAUUAUUGUUCAAAUUUUAAUUCAUUAUAUUUUAUAUUAAAAGUUUUUUAUUGAACCCGGUAAACCUGAUAAUACUACAUAGUAUACCGUGUUUUUAUAUUGAUUAUAAAAUUAAAUUUUAUAGCAGCUUGCUUAGUAAAUUAGUGUUAUGCGUCGGAGAUAUUCUCCGUCAUAUGUAUAAACAAUUGAAUAAAAUACAUUGAAUGUGAA